Peronospora matthiolae is the source of this 843-nucleotide messenger RNA. The record is from the annotation of a GenBank genome assembly. NCBI's taxonomy places the organism in Eukaryota, Oomycota, Peronosporomycetes, Peronosporales, Peronosporaceae.
AUGAUCGUUGGAUGCAGUAACGAAACCAAGGGUUUCAGAGCAUUCAUCAGGAAGGAUAAGAAGGUCAUCACGACGCAGCAUGUCAAGAAUAUUAAAACGUUGUCUGAAGCCCAGAACAGGCAGCUGCAACUAGCCAGUGAUGACGAUGACCGGGCAGAUUCAUACGAAGGCACUGAGACACCUGUGAGACAGAGCAGUAAUGUUACUGCGAGCAAAAAGCCCAAGAAGAAGAAACAGUGGAAUCGCCAGCCACACGUGACAAGAGGUGCGGCAAAGAAAGCAGCUGCAAGCCAACAAGAAGUAGCUGUCAGCGCAGAUGUCGUCAAUCACGUGUUCGACAGAGAUCCUCGCAACUAUGGUGAAGCAAUGAAGAGCAAGAAGAGAAACGAGUGGCAAAAAGCAAAGCGUGAGGAGCUGGACGCGCUUAAAAGAAACGAAGUGUGGCGUCUGGAGCUCCGAUCAAGCAACAGCACCGUUAUCCAUAGUAAAUGGGUCUUUAAGACUAAGACGACUGCCGAUGGAGAUUUGGAAAGGCACAAAGCGCGCCUCGUUGCCUGCGGUAAUGAACAAGUUUUUGGCGUGGACUACGCGCUAACUUUCGCUGCCGUCAUGGACAUGACGACAGUGAAAGUAAUCUUGGCGUUAGCUACAACAUGGGGCGUCCCGGCUAAGCACGGAGACGUCCCCAAUGCUUACGUUAAAGCAGAGAAGGAACAGCAUCUCGCGAUUCUGAUGCAUGUCCCCAAGGGUAUGACGAUUGAUACAAGAGAGUUAAAAGAACUGGGGGCAACGAAGAUUGAAGAUGUCGUGCUUGAACUGAAGAAAAAUCUUUAUGGCUUAUAG